AUGCCUGAAAAUCAAAUCGGUCGUACUAUUCUUGUGUCGACUAAAACGUUCGAAGACCACCUCGCUGCACGCUACUCGGGAUCGAUCGAGACAAGCAAGGAGUCCACGGUUCGGUCUUGCUUUCGUCCCAAGGGUGAGGCGGUUAUACUGAGCGGCAAGCUGUUGGAGCUGCUCGUUGAGUGGAUCAUUCAAGAUAACCUAGCCUUGUCUGUUGUGGAUUGUCCAUAUUUUGAGGCGCUCGUGGAGGGCAUGAAUCCAGCGUACCGUAUCCCAAGCCGCAACACCAUCAAGGCGCGCAUUUUGGAGCUGAUGGAAAGCACGAAGAUGCGCAUGAAGGCUUGGAUUGCGGAGGAGAAAUCAAAGGGGAAGCGCAAGCGGCGUACCAAAGAAGAUACUCUCCGUUCUACGGAGGCGGUGAUUCAAGUCGUGCAGUCUCUCGUUGCUGGACAGACUCCUGAAGUCGUGACGGCAAUGUCACGCACAUUGCCAUCCCUCGCUGAAAAUACCGCAAUUGCACCUUUACUUGCGAAUCCCAACACCCCUGUGGACAAUGCCGCCGCUUGUUAUCCUACAGAGGGGGUUCGCAGCAGGCCGAAGACGACGCGGAGAGUGUAA
Messenger RNA from Plasmopara halstedii, 615 nucleotides. RefSeq lists its product as uncharacterized. NCBI's taxonomy places the organism in Eukaryota, Oomycota, Peronosporomycetes, Peronosporales, Peronosporaceae. Bases 1 to 615 code for a protein of 204 amino acids. The transcript has 3 exons. The record is from RefSeq and is a predicted model, not a curated record.